AUGGAUAUACUAAAUAGAAAUACAAGUAUUUCUGAGUUCAUCCUUCUGGGACUUUCCAGUUCUUCAGAAACUCAAAUAUAUUUUUUUGUCAUCUUCCUUUUUGUCUAUGUUGCCAUCAUAGUGGGGAAUCUCCUUAUUGUGAUCUCUGUGGUAUUUGAUGAUCAUCUUCACUCACCUAUGUAUUUCUUUCUAGCAAAUUUAUCAUUUUUUGACUUAUGCCUUUCCUCUGUGGCUACACCGAAGGUUAUUGCAGACUUUCUUAGAAAAUGGAAGACCAUUUCACUAUGGGGUUGCAUGGCCCAAAUGUUUUUCAUGCACUUCUUUGGUGGUGGUGAAAUGGCUCUCUUGAUAGCUAUGGCCAUAGACAGGUAUGUUGCUAUAUGCAAGCCAUUGCACUACAAAACUAUCAUGAGCAAUAGGGUGCUCAUUGCCCUUCUAUUACUUUCAUGGGUAAUUGGUUUCAUACAUACAACAAGCCAAAUGGUUUUCAUAGUGGGUUUACCUUUCUGUGGCCCCAAUGUUGUAAAUAGCAUAUUCUGUGAUCUCUCCCUGGUCAUCAAGCUUGCCUGUACAGAGACUUAUAUCCUACAACUCUUAGUAAUUGCUGACAGUGGGCUUCUAUCUUUGGUCUGCUUCAUUCUAUUGCUCAUAUCCUACAUCAUCAUGUUGACCACCAUCUGCCAGCGUUCCUCCAUUGCAUCCUCCAAGACUGUGUCUACACUAUUGGCACAUAUCACUGUAGUAACUCUCUUCUUUGGUCCUGCUAUCUUCAUCUAUGCUUUCCCAUUCAGUAGUUAUUCUGUAGAUAAAUUUCUUUCUGUGUUUUACUCUGUACUCACUCCCUUCCUUAAUCCAAUUAUUUAUACACUAAGAAAUCAGGAAAUGAAAACUGCCAUUAAGAGACUGAGCAACCACUACAUCAGUUUCUGGUAG
Dipodomys ordii (Ord's kangaroo rat) is the source of this 933-nucleotide messenger RNA. Its product is annotated as olfactory receptor 4K13-like. Bases 1 to 933 code for a protein of 310 amino acids. Gene Ontology annotation, biological process: G protein-coupled receptor signaling pathway. The record is from RefSeq and is a predicted model, not a curated record. The transcript has a single exon. Gene Ontology annotation, cellular component: membrane. NCBI's taxonomy places the organism in Eukaryota, Metazoa, Chordata, Mammalia, Rodentia, Heteromyidae. Gene Ontology annotation, molecular function: olfactory receptor activity; G protein-coupled receptor activity.